Molecule: messenger RNA, 4910 nt
Organism: Astyanax mexicanus (Mexican tetra)
Lineage: Eukaryota; Metazoa; Chordata; Actinopteri; Characiformes; Acestrorhamphidae
Product: zinc finger protein 585A-like
Exons: 3
Coding region: 178-1695 (505 amino acids)
Biological process (GO): negative regulation of transcription by RNA polymerase II
Molecular function (GO): DNA-binding transcription repressor activity, RNA polymerase II-specific
Source: RefSeq, a predicted model, not a curated record
CUGCAGCACCGGAGGAAGAGCAGGAUCAGCUGAACUACAGAAGAAAUUAAAAUAUUAUAGGAUUUCUCCUGAAAUCUAUGAAAGAGGUGAAGCACAAGCCAUCCUGAAGAAUCUCCAGAACAUGCAGAAAUUGUUUGAUACAUUUAACAGACAGAGGAAACAGAGGAAAGUCCUGACAUGGAGAAACAUCAGCACUCUGUCAAGAGUUUUACUAAACAGAGUGAUCUCAAAAAACACCAGCGCAUUCACACAGGAGAGAAACCACAUCACUGCUCAGACUGUGGGAAGAGUUUUACUCAACAGAGUACUCUCAAAAAUCACCAGCGCAUGCACACAGGAGAGAAACCGUAUCACUGCUCAGACUGUGGGAAGAGUUUUAUUCGAGAGGGUCAUCUCAAAAGACACCAGCGCAUUCACACAAGGGAGAAACCGUAUCACUGCUUAGACUGUGGGAAGAGUUUUACUGAAAAGAGUAAUCUCAGAAGACACCAGCGCAUUCACACAGGAGAGAAACCAUAUUACUGCUCAGACUGUGGGAAGAGUUUUACUCAAAAGAUUGAGCUCAAAAAUCACCAGCGCAUUCACACAGGAGAGAAACUGUAUCACUGCUCAGAGUGCGGAAAGAGUUUUAAUCAACAGAGUCAUCUCAAAAAUCACCAGCGCAUUCACACAGGAGAGAAACCGUAUUACUGCUCAGACUGUGGGAAGAGUUUUACUAAACAGAGUCAUCUCAAAAAUCACCAGCGCAUUCACACAGGAGAGAAACCACAUCACUGCUCAGACUGUGGGAAGAGUUUUACUAAACAGAGUCAUCUCAAAAAUCACCAGCGCAUUCACACAGGAGAGAAACCGUAUUACUGCUCCGAUUGUGGGAAGAGUUUUAAUCAACAGGGUCAUCUCAAAAAUCACCAGCGCAUUCACACAGGAGAGAAACCGUAUCACUGUUCAGACUGUGGAAAGAGUUUUACUGAACAGAGUAAUCUCAAACUGCAUCAGCGCAUUCACACAGGAGAGAAACCGUAUCACUGUUCAGACUGUGGAAAGAGUUUUAAUAAACAGAGUAAUCUCAAACUGCACCAGCGCAUUCACACAGGAGAGAAACCGUAUCACUGUUCAGACUGUGGGAAAAGUUUUACUGAACAGAGUAAACUCAAAAAUCACCAGCGCAUUCACACAGGAGAGAGACCGUAUUACUGUUUCGACUGUGGGAAGAGUUUUACUCAACAGAGUCAUCUCAAAAAACACCAGCGCAUUCACACAGGAGAGAAACCGUAUUACUGUUUCGACUGUGGGAAGAGUUUUACUCAACAGAGUAGUCUCAAAAUACACCAGCGCAUUCACACAGGAGAGAAACCGUAUCACUGCUCAGACUGUGGGAAAAGUUUUACUGAACAGAGUAAACUCAAAAAUCACCAGCGCAUUCACACAGGAGAGAAACCGUAUUACUGUUUCGACUGUGGGAAGAGUUUUACUCAACAGAGUGAUCUCAAAAAACACCAGCGCAUUCACACAGGAGAGAAACCGUAUCACUGCUCAGACUGUGGGAAGAGUUUUACUAAACAGAGUAAUCUCAAACUGCAUCAGCGCAUUCACACAGGAGAGAAACCGUAUCACUGCUCAGACUGUGGGAAAAGUUUUACUGAACAGAGUCAUCUCAAAAAACACCAGCGCAUUCACACAGGAGAGAAACCGUAAUACUGCUCAGACUGUGAUAAGUGUUUUACUAAACAGAGUCAUCUGAAACUGCACCAGCGCAUUCACACAGGAGAGAAACCGUAUCACUGUUCAGACUGUGGGAAGAGUUUUACUUUACAAUUUCAUGCUGUGUUUUUAUGUUUGUUUGUAUACCUACAUUAGUUAAUGCCUGCAGAGCUCUUCAACACUUAGUGUUGUGUUUUAAGAAGUUUUUACACACAGAAUCAUAAAUGGUACCACUAACAGCAUAAACUAGGAACAUACAUUUUUACAAUUUUUUCAGUGAUAUGCUGAAUAAAUAGUAAAGCGAUGAUGCUAGCUCAGAGUAAAAUCGUAUAUUAAAUCUCAGCAUUAGCUUUAGAACUAAUAAUAAACAAAAGUGAGGAUUUUAUCAUUCUGGGACAUUUUUAGGUUUAAAAAUUGAAUAUGCUUUGCCAUAAGUAGGAAAUGAUCAUUUGGUCAACUUAUGUCAUUUACAGCCUUAACACAUUCUCAAUUGUUUACAUAUAAAAACUUUCUUUAUUUUUUCCUCCACUCCACGUUUGUAGUUUGUAGUUGGAGCGAGGGCACUGCCAGUGUUUGCUCCAGAUGUUAGAUUAGCAUUACUUAGUCUUUUAAAAUGUAGAUGUCGUAGUUUAAAGGAGUAGAGUAUUCUUAGGAGUAGAGAAUAUUCUUAGCUUGCAACAAAAGGCCAACAAAAUCCUUUUCAGAGUUAAAAAAAAAAAAAAAAAAACGGUCUAGCUGUAGUUUCCAUACUGAAAGCAACACUCAGCAGGCUAUGCAGCAGUAAGACUGCAGGAUCCUUGAUUCCCUCUACUGCACGUGUCAAACACAAGGCCCGCGGGCCAAAUGUGGCCACAUCCAAGCGAGAGCUUGUAAGAUCUUAGUGUCAAUAAUAAAUAGGUCAGAAGCGUUCUUUGACCAAAAACUACUUUUCCCACAAUGCUUGAUUGUAUUACCCGCGAAGUUACGGCUUACUGCCACUACAGGCAGUGUAGUCAUUGAUGUGGAAACCCUGCCGGAGGGAAGGCGUAACUUCGCGGGUGGAAUUGAGACAUACAAACGUUUAUCCCAUAAUGUCCAGAAAAAGAGAAGCUGAUGCAGACGGACGGCUGUGCUUCAAGGCGAAAGACCGGUAUGCCUUUUAUGUUACGAAGAGUGUUACUGACCAAAAUAAACGCUUGUUAGGAGAGAUAUAAGUUCUGUGUAAAUAUUUAUAAGACAAUAGCUGACAAAAUCUGUUUUAAUGACGUUAAUAAACAUCACUGUGACAGCGCUAGUCACAGUUUCACCACAGCAAAGGACGAGGACGUGAAUCACUUAUCUAACCAGCCUUUACUGAUUUCUGCCCUCAAUAACCCUUUCAAUAACCUCCAAUAGCCUUUAAUAGUCUUCAGUAGCCUUCAACAGUCUAACCUUGCAGCCGUGGUGUGUUCUAAACUCCGUAGUUAUAAACAUCCUGAGGUUAGCAGCACGCUAACUGACCUGUUUAUAAUGUCAUCCCAGCAGUGACUCCGUGACGCUGCAGACUGCCUCAGCUGAGCCCUGUAGCCCGUGGCUUGGUUGUAGCUCUGACUCAGUAAAGACUGUUGGCUUGUGCUGCUGCUGCUCCGACUAGUGGUUGUAUGAGGAACUGCUAAAUCUGAGGAAAUGCUAAAUCUGUCACAUGUUCUUAACAGCUCACAAUUUUUUAAUUUUAUAUUUAUUAAGCCUUAUUUCAGUAUCAAACGUUUUGAUCAAAGUUAAUGUAACUUGUAUUUUAUGUCAUUCCUAUUCACUUGACUAGUUUGGUUCUUGAUUGAUGGAGUUUUUGGAUUUCAUAACAUGACAAAUUAAAAGGAUUUAUGUUAAUAGAGCAACAAGCAAACAUUUUUUCCAUGCAACUGUAAUAUUUGAUUGAAUAAAUAGUAUAUUGAGAGUUAUUUAACAUUAAGGAGUAAUUACAUUCAUUUUAUAUUACAUUUGGUUACAUUUUAUUACAUUUAUAAGUUACAUCUGGCCCUCAGAGGACAGCCAAUAUGCCAAUGUGGCCCUCGGCUAAAAUGAGUUUGACACCCCUGCUCUACUGGUUUUCUCAUUGGUCUAUGGUUCAGUCAGUCUGAUUAAAAAUCUGCAAGUUAAUCUACAGGGAUAUUUGGUUGUGUUGUGUUGCCAAAGUUAUAUACUCUGUUAUCUUUUCCUUAUUUGGUAUCGUUUUGCUAAAGGGUUUUUUUAUAUCUCUAAAGGUACUAAAAAUAUCUAAUCCAUUUACUUUAUUGAUUGUUUGAUCCAGUACCAGCUAUUAUCGUUGUUUUACAUCACCUUAUGUAUUUACUCAUAUUCAUAUCUAUGUGAUUCAAUAAAAGGCUUUUAUAUUGCAAGAUCUGCAAUCUUAUCUAUUCUUUCAACUUAAGCAUUUAGCCAAAAGCUUUUGUACACAGCCAAACAUACAUUCAAGCAACCACUAUAUACAGUGCCUUGCAAAAGUAUUCGGCCCCCCUUGAACUUUUCAAACUUUUGCCACAUUUUGGGCUUCAAACAUAAAUAUAUGAUUUUUUGGUUUGUUUUUUUGUGAAGAAUUAACAAGUGUGUAAGAAUACAGAGGAGUUUUGCCUUACUAUGUUCAUUGUUCAUUGAUUAAAAGGUUAAUCUGUGUGUAACUAAAUUAGCAUUUCACUUAAUCAGUAUGUUAUUCAAGCAUUUAGCACGAUUCAUGAUGAUUCACAUUGUGACUUAGAAUGUAUGUAUAUUGUGUCCUUGUGCUCAAAGCAAGGCCGUUUUUCUUGCAACUUAGCAUGAUUGAUUUUUUCCAGCGGAACCAUGAGUUUCUGUACAUGUAAUCUAUAGUCUGAUAAGGUUGGGGUGACCGAGUUCUCGGCUGACGUAUAGGAUGAAUAACUGCUUAUCAGUAUCAGGAUCCGGGGGGUGUGAGGAGCCUCCUCACACACCAUUAGACUGAGGCCAGGCGAAUGCCUGUAUUUAUUAGACUCUCUGUCUAGGAAGAAGAGUAGAGUUGGGCGGGAGAGCUUCUCCCGAGAGGGACUACAGAGCCACAGGUCCUGUUCACACAGCCGAGAACUCUGGAAACCCCAACUUUUCUCACCUUUGGGGUUUUCCUCUUAUUUUCAACUUUUUAUUUCAAUUCAUUUUUCAAUAAUCUUUUUACUCAAUUUUUGAUGUAUCCAAAAAAACUGUUUUGCUCAGAAGAUUCUUUGAAUAAAAUCUGACGGAACUGA